AUGUUUCUUGCUUUGCUACAGGUCUUCAUUUUUGUUUUAGGCGUCAUCCUCUGGCGCCUGUCCGUUCGAUGGAAGGCCCCGCACGAUCUACCUCCUGGCCCAAAGCCUUUGCCUCUCGUUGGCAACAUUUUUGAUCUCCCUCCCCCAGGUGUGCCGGAGUAUCAGCACUGGAUCAAGUUCAAGGACACCUACGGACCCCUCAGCUCUGUCACGGUACUCGGAACAAACAUGAUCCUGGUCCAUUCCCACGACGUAUUGCAGGAUCUUAUGGUGAAGAGGUCAACAAAGACGUCUUCACGGCCGAAGCAACACUUUGCCGGGGAGCUAUGUGGCUUCGACGUACUUACACCAAGUCUUCCCUACAACGCGACUCACCGACUUCACCGCAAGUUCAUGCACCAGCAGAUGGGCACCAGACUCAUCUGCGAGAGAUUCUGGCAUGUUCAAGAUGUCGAGUCACGACGCUUCCUACUUCGAGUUCUGGACGACCCUUCCAACAUCAUCAGUCAUAUCAAGACUGAGGCGAGUGCCAUCAUUCUGAGAAUCACGUAUGGCUACUCCAUUGAACCUCACAAGGUUGACCCUCUGGUCACACUGAUUGAACACAUGAUGGGCAACUUUUCCGAUGCUCUGGUCCCCUUGACCUGGUCGGUCGAUCUUUUUCCAUUUCUCAAGCACCUCCCCACCGGCUUCCCUGGCGCCUCUUUCAAGAAGAUUGCACAAGAGUGGAGGGAAAGGGUCCGCAUGGCCGCAGAUAUUCCCUACUCUUUUGUGUUGCGGCAGAUGGCGAAUGGGAAUCCUACAUCUUCGUAUGUGUCUUCACUUGUCACCGAAUACAGCAAGAACCCCGAGAACAACUGGAAGCCUACCGAGAGCGAGGUGGAGAUGAUCAAGAACAGUGCUGCCAUCAUCUACGGAGGAGGUGCUGAUACAACCGUUUCCACCCUAAGCAGCCUUGUACUCGCCAUGCUUCUGUUCCCUGAUGUUCAACAAAAGGCCCAGGAGGAACUUGACCGUGUUGUUGGUUCUGACAGGUUGCCUGAAUUCGAGGACAGGGAAAACCUACCAUAUGUCAACGCCUUAAUCAAGGAGACACUUCGAUGGCUUCCCGUUGUUCCGGUGGGCACGACUCAUGUUACAGAGGAAGAGAUGUUCCACUCUGGCUGCCGGAUUCCGAAGGGCAGCUUCCUUCUACCAUCAAUCUGGUGGUUCUUGCACGACCCAGCUGUUUACCCCAAGCCUGAGGCCUUUGAUCCCGAGCGAUUCUUGGAGCCACGAAACGAACCAGACCCGGCAAACCAUGCCUUUGGCUACGGCCGCAGGAUCUGCCCUGGAAGAUACCUCGCAGACGACAACCUUUUCCUCACAAUCUCUCGACUGCUGGCUACUUUCGAAAUCAGCAAAGCGUUGGACGAGAAGGGCCGUGAAAUCGAUGUUGAGGUAGAGGUGACAGCCGGCCUAAUUAGCCAUCCAAAGACCUUUCCUUAUGGUAUCAAGCCUAGGAGUCCCCGUCACGUCGAAAUCAUACGGUCUACUGAGAGCAAACAUCCGUGGGAAGAGCCCGACGUCCGUCAUCUCGAGCAAGGCUAUCUGCAAUAUCUGAACAUUAACUAG
This is a messenger RNA of Fusarium keratoplasticum, 1614 nucleotides long. RefSeq lists its product as uncharacterized. The transcript has 2 exons. The record is from RefSeq and is a predicted model, not a curated record. The coding region runs from base 1 to 1614 and encodes 537 amino acids. Gene Ontology annotation, molecular function: iron ion binding; monooxygenase activity; heme binding. Lineage: Eukaryota; Fungi; Ascomycota; Sordariomycetes; Hypocreales; Nectriaceae.